UAUUAGUGCACAUCCUAGUAAUUCAACAUAGACAAACCUGCAAAUUGCAAAAGCUCAAAACUUUUAAAAGAUGGAGUGGGAAUGGAAGUACUUGGUUUGGUCUGCCAUCUUCCUGAUUCCGGGAUUGGUCUUUCUGUUCGCCCGAAAGAAGUCAUCAUGUUCCUACAGACUACCUCCAGGACCACCUGGGUUGCCUGUUAUUGGGAACAUUUUGGAUCUUGGAGCAUAUCCACAUCAAACAAUAGCGGAGAUGAAAAACAAGUAUGGUUCUGUGAUUUGGUUAAGGAUAGGCUCUGUCAGAACCAUGGCAAUUCUGUCUGCCAAGGCAGCUGCUGAGCUCUUCAAGAACCAUGAUGUCUCAUUUGCAGAUCGCAAAUUGAUAGACGCCAUGAAGGUGCAGGGCUACCACAAGGGAUCCUUGGUGCUUGCCCCAUAUGGAUCCUACUGGCGCGUGCUAAGGAGGAUAUGCACAGUGGAAUUGUUCGUGCAUAAAAGGAUUAAUGAAACAGUGCCUGUUAGGAGAAAAUGCAUUGAUGACAUGCUGUUAUGGAUAGAAAAAGAAGCAAGUUCUGUGCAGAGAGGGACUGGGGUUCAUGUAGCACACUUUGUUUUCCUCUCAACAUUCAACUUGUUGGGGAACCUAUUUCUCUCUCGCGAUUUGGUAGAUCCUAUGUCAGAUAAAGCUUCAAAGUUUUUCGAUGCCUUGAAAGGCAUCGCACAGUUAUUUGGCACUCCAAACAUUUCAGACAUAUUCCCAGGUCUUAGGUGGCUAGACUUGCAGGGUUUAAGGAGGAAGGCUGACAGAGAUGUGAGAACAACACUGGAAAUUAUUUCUACGCUUGUGAAGGAACGCAUGAACGAAGACAGACAGGAGAGUGGAAAGAGGAAAGAUUUCUUGGAUGUAUUGCUCGAGUUUGAAGGCAAUGGAAAGGAUGAACCAGCCAAGCUAUCAGAACAUGAAAUCAAUAUAUUUAUAAUGGAAAUGUUUUUCGCUGGUACAGAGACGACUAGCAGCAGUGUGGAAUGGGCACUAAGUGAGCUCUUGUGUAACCCAAAAGCGAUGGCAAAAUCCAAAGAAGAGAUUUAUGAAGUUGUAGGACCAAACCGGAGAUUUGAGGAAAGUGAUAUUGAUAAUCUGCACUACAUGCAGGCAGUGGUCAAGGAAACACUACGUUUGCAUCCCCCUGCUGCUUUCUUAAUUCCAAGAAGAGCAAUUCAAGAUACUAAAUUUAUGGAGUAUGACAUACCUAAAGACACUCAAGUCUUCGUAAAUGUUUGGGCAAUUGGACGAGACCCUGAAAGCUGGGAGGACCCUUUAUCUUUCAAGCCCGAGAGAUUUCUGGGCUCAAAUGUAGACUUCAAGGGGCAGGAUUUUGAAUUUCUACCAUUUGGUGCAGGCCGGAGGAUCUGUGUAGGCCUCCCGUUAGGUAACCGGAUGCUGCAUUUCAUUCUGGGAUCGCUGCUCCAUGCCUUCGACUGGGAGCUCGAAUGCAAUGUGACCUCACAAUCUCUGGACAUGAAAGAAAGGAUGGGAAUAGCAGUUAGCAAAUCUGAACCCCUGAAAGCAAUACCAAGGAGAAUUGUAGCUUGAAAGAAGUUACGAGUCUAAAUAGUGCAUUUGCAUUGAGACCUGUUAUGAGUUACCAUGUACUGUACUGUUUUACUUGCUGAAGAAUAAAUCUCAGUGCACAUGCAUGUAAUAUUCAUCUGCUUGCAACUAUAAGAUUUGCUUAUCAUUAUAAUAAUAGUUUUUCAGGCGAUUUCUUUA
This is a messenger RNA of Ipomoea triloba (trilobed morning glory), 1768 nucleotides long. Its product is annotated as cytochrome P450 76A2-like. The transcript is spliced from 2 exons. NCBI's taxonomy places the organism in Eukaryota, Viridiplantae, Streptophyta, Magnoliopsida, Solanales, Convolvulaceae. The record is from RefSeq and is a predicted model, not a curated record. The coding region runs from base 71 to 1591 and encodes 506 amino acids. Gene Ontology annotation, molecular function: heme binding; iron ion binding; oxidoreductase activity, acting on paired donors, with incorporation or reduction of molecular oxygen.